AUGUGGUCUAAUGAAAUCACAACAAGUACAUUAUUAGAUUUAAUUACUAAAACUCCUCGAAGUGCACAAUAUUUAACUUCCAAAUGGAUUACACAUUAUAAAUUUGUGGAAUAUAUCACUUCAACAGAUCGUAAAGAUUCUUUCAUCAAUAGAACAAGUAUUAUUAAAGAUUUAGAAUAUUAUUUAUCACAAAUGAUUGAUGAUGUUCAUUCAAUUCAAUAUUCAUUGAAUGAUGAAACUAUUAAAUCCAAUGAUAAAACAUCAUCUUCUAAUCAUAAAAAUAAUCGUAUAAAAAGUAAUACUCAUUUAGAUUCUAGUGAAACAGAAUUCAAUUCAAUACCAUCAAUGAUUAUUACAUCAUUAGCAGCAUCUACAGAAAUAGAUGUUAUUUUAUAUACUGAUAUAAUUCCAUGUAUUAUGUCUGUUCAUAGGCUAAAGUCGUCCAUAUUUGAUUUUGCUAUUGCUUGUUUAAUAACUGGUUACCUUGGAUUGAUGUAUAUGUUGUUGGAAGUGAGUUUCACCUGUUGUAUUCUGUUGUUUUUUCCGUGUCAAUAUAACAUUUGA
Schistosoma guineensis is the source of this 564-nucleotide messenger RNA. The record is from the annotation of a GenBank genome assembly. NCBI's taxonomy places the organism in Eukaryota, Metazoa, Platyhelminthes, Trematoda, Strigeidida, Schistosomatidae.